GACAAGUAUAACGUCUGAUAACACUCGGCGAUGGACUGUCACGAUAGUACGCGCGAUCGCGUUUGACAGUUCGUAGUGUACGAUCUGUCGUGGGGUAUAAUUCGCGGUGUUGUACAUAAAAGCAAAUAUGAUGCCGAGGCUUUAAGUCUAGAGGUAUCGAACGAGAACGGAAUCCAUCAGGGAACGUAACGCUGUGCGCCAAGGUGUGUGCGUGCGUACGCGCGCGUCAGUGCAGCUCACCUACACCUGUAUCCGGGGAUUUCACGCACACGGACGUGCACAGACGUACGAGUACAAUAUCCUUAGCCUUGGACGGACCACCGCCCGACCAGCGCUAGGACAAAGGACGGCGACGUCGGCGUCGCCGAGCACUUUCAUCGAUAUUAACGACAUCCCUUUUUAUCUUUUUUAUACCCACCUUUUUUUUCCUACGCAUUUAAUCUAGCGGAAAUCUCACAUAUACUUCUCGUAUAUACCACCUAUAGCUCUCUCUCUCUUUCUCUCUCUCUCUCUCUCUCUCUCUCUCUCUCUCUCUCUCUCUGUGCUUUGUGAGCGGUCCUCGGUCCUUUUAGCGACUUUCCAUAAUUGUCCUUUCGCUAAACUUCAUAUCCAAUCGCUCCGGCGAGUCUCGCCUUUUCUCCAUAGUAAGUACUCGUAAAAUAAAAUAAAUACGCAUCGCCUCGCGUGCGUACGCGCUCGCAGAACGAGCAAGUGAGCACCUUUCCUCUUUCUCUUGUUUUCUUCUCCAUCUACCUCCGUUUCCCUCUCCUCCCGCGACCCCCUUCCUCUUCCUUCCUCAAGUGCACUCCCUCGCGAACGUAGGCACUCCGUUAGUCUGUUCCUCUUCUCUCCACGGUGCGGAGCAUCGUAUAGCGAGCGCCCUCUCGCUCCCUCCAGCAGCAGCGGCACGUCGUUUCCCGUCGACUCCGUCGUCUCGGAGGACAGAAUAUGGAGGCGAUAGCGAAGCACGAUUUCACGGCGACCGCCGAGGACGAGCUCAGCUUCCGCAGGAGCCAGGUCCUGAAGAUUCUAAAUAUGGAGGAUGAUAUGAAUUGGUAUAGAGCUGAAUUGGAUUCUAGAGAAGGACUUAUACCGAGUAAUUACAUUGAGAUGAAGAGCCAUGACUGGUAUUAUGGCAGGAUAACCAGAGCAGACGCUGAAAGAUUAUUGAUGAACAAACAUGAAGGUGCCUUUCUGAUCAGAAUCAGUGAAAGCUCUCCUGGUGAUUUCUCCUUAUCCGUAAAAUGCUCCGACGGUGUGCAGCAUUUCAAAGUAUUAAGAGACGCACAAGGCAAGUUCUUUUUAUGGGUUGUCAAAUUUAAUAGCCUCAAUGAACUGGUGGAAUAUCAUCGUACAGCGUCUGUUUCUCGCUCACAGGAUGUUAAACUGCGUGAUAUGGUCCCUGAGGAGUGUUUGGUACAAGCACUUUACGAUUUUGCACCGCAAGAGCCUGGCGAAUUGGAGUUCCGACGAGGAGAUGUAAUUACUGUCACAGAUCGUACAGAUCAGCAUUGGUGGCAUGGAGAAAUCGGAAAUAGACGGGGACUUUUUCCGUCCACCUAUGUCACGCCAUACCACUCCUAGGCCUCAUAUGGUCGAACGCACAGAGGCCGUUAUUGGGAACAGUGGCCGCCUUAUCCCACCUCUAUCACUUACAGGAUCCGAGUUGCCGCGGAUUUGAUAAACAAUAUUUUACAAACUUCACCUAUCGAAUGGGCCACUAAAGUAUACUGGUGGUCACGCCGAAAAGUCUUCUAAGUAAACAUGACUAAAAAUGAAUCGAAUAUAUCCUAACACCAAAAUCCUUGAAUACCGAAAAAUAAACAUCACGUUUAUUUAAUCGAUGAAAAAGAAA
Messenger RNA from Acromyrmex echinatior (Panamanian leafcutter ant), 1855 nucleotides. It is a transcript of the gene drk, whose product is annotated as growth factor receptor-bound protein 2 drk. The record is from RefSeq and is a predicted model, not a curated record. Gene Ontology annotation, molecular function: protein binding. NCBI's taxonomy places the organism in Eukaryota, Metazoa, Arthropoda, Insecta, Hymenoptera, Formicidae.